Molecule: messenger RNA, 528 nt
Organism: Penicillium olsonii
Lineage: Eukaryota; Fungi; Ascomycota; Eurotiomycetes; Eurotiales; Aspergillaceae
Source: the annotation of a GenBank genome assembly
AUGAGCUUACUACCAGUCAACACCGUCGAUCGGUUGGACCGACCGAGCGCAUACUUCGGCAAGAACAAGCGACGCAGAUAUAAUGAUGAGGAGGAGCAACAACAGCAAGAGAAGGCGGACGACAAAUUGAAGACCGCAACAACCCUCUACGUGGGUAACCUCUCGUUCUAUACUACCGAGGAACAAAUCCAUGAACUCUUUGCCAAGUGUGGUGAGAUCAAGCGACUGGUGAUGGGUCUCGAUCGAUUCAACAAGACGCCCUGCGGUUUCUGCUUCGUCGAAUACUACACUCACCAGGAUGCGCUGGACUGCCUCAAGUAUGUCGGAGGAACUAAGCUGGACGAGAGAAUUAUUCGAACAGAUCUUGAUCCCGGCUUUGAGGAAGGACGACAGUUUGGACGCGGCAAAUCAGGUGGCCAAGUGCGCGAUGAGUACCGCGAAGAAUACGAUCCGGGUCGUGGUGGAUAUGGCCGCGCUUACGACGAGCAACGCCAACGCGAGGAGGACGAGUACGGCGCCGGAAGGUAG